This is a messenger RNA of Dibothriocephalus latus, 426 nucleotides long. NCBI's taxonomy places the organism in Eukaryota, Metazoa, Platyhelminthes, Cestoda, Diphyllobothriidea, Diphyllobothriidae. The record is from the annotation of a GenBank genome assembly.
UGGAACAACAUGACCGGCAGUGGAGUGAGCUUGCGUUCCUUCCGCGAUCUGCCCAUCCUUUUGCAGUGUCUGAAUUGUAAAGCAGCCGCCUUUGGCGUUUUUCGUUUCCUCUGGGUCAUAUUCCGCUCGAAGCGGCUUGAGUACAAACGUAUGCUGGUUGGUCUCCUGAUACACCUGGUCGUUUGCGGCUACGUCCUACCGACCAUUCAGACCAUGCACUCCCUGCUUGAGCGAAACCGUGUGGACGUGUCGAUUGCACGCUACUUCGUAACUGAGCUUCUACACGUCGCGGCCCCGCCGUAUGACCCGCUCUUCCUGAGCGCCAUUCACCCGCUGGUUUCUCAUCCGCAUAUUUUUGACGGGUUGCGUACCGACCGAAACACUGACAUUGUGAACGAGUUCCUGGGUAUGUCCUUUGCCAAUUAG